Molecule: messenger RNA, 7472 nt
Organism: Mytilus californianus (California mussel)
Lineage: Eukaryota; Metazoa; Mollusca; Bivalvia; Mytilida; Mytilidae
Product: Krueppel-like factor 6
Exons: 3
Coding region: 235-1230 (331 amino acids)
Biological process (GO): regulation of transcription by RNA polymerase II
Molecular function (GO): DNA-binding transcription factor activity, RNA polymerase II-specific; RNA polymerase II cis-regulatory region sequence-specific DNA binding
Source: RefSeq, a predicted model, not a curated record
UUCCGAACGAUAAUAUACAAAAUCGAAGCGUGUGAGUUCCGACUGUUGAUUACGGUGACAAAAAGUUGUGGUAAACCUUCCUUUUAAUGCUUGAGUGACAGUAUACAGAUGCCAUUCAUUUAUGGAUACUAAAAUGAUGUACAGCGUUGUGUAUUAGACCAGAUGGUUGUGUAAUUUCACUGGUCUCAAACAAAACACAGACCGGCUUUUCCGCCGAGAAGUGAACUUUUCAAGAUGGAUGUAUUACCAAGUGGAAACAUUUUUCGUGAGCUUCAAGUUGUGCAUGAUACAGGAUAUUUUUCGGCUCAACCAUCUCUAGAAGAUCGUUGGCAACAGAAUUGUUUGGAAAUGGAAAGAUAUUUAAAAAGUGAACCAAAAUUAACUUCUUACAAAAAAAUAUCAGACACAAACCCAUGGGACGAUUGUGUAAAUUGUGAUUCAAAGUAUACCGAACCUGAUGGUAUCCGAUUAGAAAUGAAGGACGAAAAUGGUGAAUUUCAUCAUUUAGCCGAUUUAGAUGAUUAUGAAGGAUCAGAUGAUGAGGACGAUGAUGAUGAUGAAGACGGCAAUGAAACAGAAACGGAAGAGAGACUUCAGCAGUUAGCACAUUUAAAUCUAAAUGACCCUUGUUCGGAUAGAAUUAGUUUACAUAGUUUUAGUUCUGCAUCAAGUGGUGUGUCAUGGGACAGUAACCAUAGUGACCCGCCAUUAUCUCCUAUUAUUCCUAAAUCUAAUGACCCAUUUGCUCUAAGACUUGUUGCUCAACCAGGCCGCACAACGACAGUGGCAGUGCGAAUACCUCAAGCAGAAAUGAUGCGACAUCAGCGAUAUUAUAUCACAAGUCCCAGUGGGGCCAAUGGACGACCUCGCCCUUACACUGCUCAACCACUUCAGCAAAGACCCCCAGUAGCUUUAAAUGGCAAAAUUCGUACAGAUGUUAGUCCCGACAUGCGUAGACGAAAUCACAAAUGCCCAUAUAAUGGGUGUAAAAAAGUUUACACAAAAAGUUCUCAUUUAAAAGCACAUCUUCGGACACAUACAGGGGAAAAACCAUACAAAUGUACGUGGGAAGGAUGUGAGUGGAGAUUUGCACGAUCAGAUGAACUGACGAGACAUUAUAGAAAACACACGGGUGCAAAACCAUUCCGAUGUAAAGUUUGUGAUAGAUGCUUUUCACGUUCAGAUCAUUUAGCAUUACAUAUGAAAAGACACCAAACGUCAGACUUAUAGCAUCAGGGUCAGCUAGGAGUUUUAAGAAAUCUCAAACUUAAUCAUGACCACAUAAUAUAUCGAGAAAAAAUGUAUCUCAUAUUCUAGAAUCAAAUUCUAGUGAGGAAUAAUGAUCUGUGUUAGUCUCUACGCAUUAUAUCGUCAUAGAAACCAGAAUGCCGAGAUGUUUAGAAUAUCAGCCAAUCAAGAUCAAACGAAUCAUUUAGUGCUUUUCAGUCAAAACAAAUGUACUAUUUAACGUUAUAAGGAUGCAGUUAACCUUGUUAUGAUUACAUUUUUACUUACACUUUAACAAUGCAACUUGUAUUAACUGAAUUUCUGUACACGUAUAUUAGUUCUUAUGAACAAAACCUAAUUUAUUGGAAUUUUUGCCUCUAUCCAACCAUCCUUUAAUUACUUAAAUUAUGGGAAAUAACUAUGUAUAAAUACAGACAAUUUUUCAUUUUUUCAACACUAAUUAGAAUUAAGUCUGCGACAAAUAUUUUCGUGUCACAUAUUCUCAUGUGUUAUUACCAGAUUAUAUAUGUACAUUUUUAUUACAAACAUGUUACAAAAAACAGCUAGAUAUGCCUUUGGAAUUUAUUCAGAAAAAAAUACGAUUUUAUUUAGACUCUUCAGUCAUGUCAAUGUUAAAUUACUUUUCCUUCAAGGUUAAUUUUCAAUUUUCAUUCAUGCCAAAGGUAACCUUUUGUAUUGCUUUGAAUGUUUCUGUAGAAAUUUGACCUAGAUUUUCUGCCCUUGACUUUUAUGUACUAGUUGAAGAUAAAAUGAACUAAAGACCUUAGGCCGAUUUGUUUCUUACGAUCAAGCAUAAAGUUUAAUUUUGUCAGAUUAUUGAUGACAUUAUACAUAUUAUAUGUUAAAAUCUUCUUUUCUGUGUUAUGUGAUGGGAAGAUUAUGGGGUCAAGGUAAUUUAUAUGCAUUAAAAUCAAUAGGUAGACGGAAAUCAGAUGAUUUUUCUCUUAAAAGUGCUAUAUUACUGUAUAUAAGACAUCUUUUUAGAACCUAGGGGAAUAACAUAUUUACUUCAUUCAUAACCAUGGGAAGAAAAGCUCCAGGAAAGGGAUUAUCUCCCCUUUUUGUUGAUGAACUGAUUAAAAGGGAGAUAAUUCACUGUUGGUGUAACAUCUAGUGCAUUCAGAGUUGUGCAUCAAAAUGAUACAAAUGCAUAGGUGUUAUAUAUUAUAAUCAAGAUUUUGGAAAAAGAAAAAUGAAUUGUUUUGAAAUCCUACUAUGUGUAUGAGAAUUAAAUAUUCAGAUUUUUAGUGUAAAUUUUCCUGUUAUAUUGUAUUAUGGUUAAUGUUAUGUUUUUGGUAUUUUUGUUUUACAGUAAUUUUUCAUAUACAGUAAUUUAAACAGUGCUAUAAAGAUAUCUAUGUAAAAUUACUAUUCAGCUAAACUUUUACUGGUAAUAUUGACUUCUUUAAAUUUAAAAAAAAGAGAAGGGAUUAAGCAGUCAAAAAUAGAAAGAGUUAAUUCAAAAGACACACAAAUUUUUCCGUCAUAAGGAUUGGGGAAAGGGACUUAACCAAAUCUAAUCCCAUGGAUCCCUAACUUGUACAGCCAGAGAGUAGUUAAAAUUAACCAAAAACAAAUUAAGUUUAGAUAUACUGGACACAAGUGGGGCACAAUUUAAUUUAAUUAACACACCUUUAAUAUUAAAAUGUAUGAUAAACUGUCAAUAAUCCUGGUUUUCAUCAGAUUGAACUAAAAGUAUAUGAACAUGGUUGUCUCCCCUUUAAUAAACAUUGUAAUGUAUUCUAUGUUGUGAUAUUUUGUUUUAUCUGUGCUUUAUCACCAAUAGUGCAUUAAUUAUUCCAUAUGAAAAAAUUAGUUUGAGUAAAUAUAGACUUAAGGAUAAGGUAUUUAACCCUUCAGAUCAUUAAUGUGUUUGUUGAAGCCAGUUUCAUUGGUGCUUUUUAAGCACUCAUAUGAAAAAGAAUUAAAAUAAUCUGUUUUGCUUAGAAGAAUGUAUUGAUGAAAAUGGUUCAAACAAACAUACCAGUGAUUCUUAAGAGUUAUCUCCCUUAUUCUAGGUCAACUUAAUAUGAAUAAAAGGUCAUGAGAUGAAACCAAAAAAUGAAAGGGAAAAAAAACAAAUUGAUCUAGAGGUCAACACACCAUCUCAAGUUUGUGGUCUUGUGGCAUUGUAUCAAUUUAUUUUAUUUUAUAUUUUGAAAAUACUGAUUUAAUAUUUCCAAUACAGAGUUACUGGUAAUCAUUUCAAGCAGAAAGAUAGUGAACUGUGAACUGAAAUUAUAAGGGGUGUUCCAUUGAAAUGGCUGUAAAAAGGGCAAGAAGGGACUCCCAAAGACCCGUACAACCAACAUACCUUGUUUGGGUAAUUUUGCAAACAUCAAAUGAACAUAAAACCAUAAAUGACCCCUGAACCAUGAACCAUGACCAAUGAACCAUGACCCAUGUACAAAAAUAAAAAUUCCCUUCCUACCCUCUCACAAUCAUUAAAUGGAAUAUUACCCUGAAGUAUAAAACAAUAUACAUAGAUACUAAAAGAAAAAGCUUAGCACUUAAUAUUUAUAAGAAACCUAUUGUAAUGAUGAGAGUACAUUUAAAUCAACAUACUAUGAUAAAGUAAUUUCUUUUCAUUAUAGUUUUUUGAUGCUGAUUAAAUCUCUGAGCUCUUUAAAUGUUGAUAUUGAAACACAGCAAUUUCACUAAUAAAUACCUGGAUACUGAUACAGUCCAGGUAUUGUGACAUGUAGGAUAUUCACUCUCUUGACCUUUGACCUAAAAUAGUGGACAGUUGUAUCAUUUGCAAAUCAAAAUCUCAUCUGGUUUUAUUUGGAAAUAUUAAUUUUGUCACGAUUUAAUUAGUAAACAACCAAUAAAUGAUUUAUUUUAUACUUGAUGGCAAAUACGUGAAGUAUCAGUAAUGAAAAAGUAAUAUGAGAUUGUAUUGGUAUAUUAAUAAUGUAUUAUUAAAAUUGAUUUCUCAUUCUUUAAAUGAAAAAGUGGCUGAUGUCAGCAAAAUUGCUUUAAAAGGUGUUCCUUGGGCUCUGUAUUGACUUAGAAGGAUGGACCAUAUCCCUGGGCUCUGUAUUGACUUAGAAGGAUGGGACCAUAUUCCUGACUCUGAAGGACUUAGAAGGAUGGGACAAUAUCCCUGGGCUCUGAAGGACUUAGAAGGAUGGACCAUAUACCUGGGCUCUUAAGGACUUAGAAGGAUGGACCAUAUCCCUGGGCUCUGAAGGACUUAGAAGGAUGGACCAUAUCCCUGGGCUCUGAAGGACUUAGAAGGAUGGACCAUAUACCUGGGCUCGGAAGGAAUUGAAUGAUUGGCUAUACUAAAAGUUGGCUCAUUACAAAAAUUUCAAAAACACAUAAAUUUCGAUUGUUUUAAUGUAAAUAUUUCAACUCCACCAAAUAUGUUCAAGAUACAUUUUAUUUUGGGAGUGGGCUUGUGAAGGAUAAUUUUUGAUUAGGUGCAAAUGAUCAAAUCACAAAUCACAAGAUCUGACAAACCAAAGCUGAAGUAUUAUGAUUUUAACAUUAUAUAAAAAAACCAUACUCUGAUUUGUAGUUUUUCAUGAACAGAUACCAGAACAUUCAAAUACCAGAUAUUCCUUGCAGACAAUAUCCUUUAGUAUUUUCGCUAUAGUAGAAGGAUGUUAACAUUGGAUAUGCUAAAAUAAUCCUUACUUCAACUUUACGUAUUUGUUCAUACUUGUUGAAGCUGUUGGCAUUUCUAAACUUUCAGAAUACCCCUCUCUGACUUUCUGAGUGUUAUUCAUAAUUUGUUGUCAAGCAAUGUGCUAACUGUUAAAGAGCUAACCAAUUACAUCCUUCAACUUUUCUAAAAUGUGUUGAACCUAAAGGGAAGUUUAGCAAGGACAUACCGGUUAUUUCCCCUUUUUAACAAACUGUGGUGUAAGGGAAGUAACUCUAAUUUGUAUGUGGCAAUUUUUCAUUCAUUAUGCAUUGAUAGUCUGUGAUACUAUGUAUUUUAUUACAUGUUUUUAUAUAUUAAUAUAUUGUCUUGCCUUAAGUAGUUUGAUGUAGAUUUUCCAGUGAAAAAGUAGAAACUUUAAAAAGCCAUGCAUGCAGCAUUUCUAAAUGUUAUGGGUAUUUUUUGUUUUUUUGCAACAGCUUAAUCAUGUUAAUUAAUUGAAACUAAUUAGAAGGUUUAAGAAUGUUAUAUGAGGAUUUUUUCUUUCACAUUGUUUUAUUUAAUUAGUUGUUUCUAAAUCUAUGGGUAAUUUUAUUGUUCUAAAUUAAAAUAAUGUCACAUCAUUGGUUGAAUUUCCAUUGUUUAGGACGGUUUGUAACCAAUCAGAACGUUUUGAUGUAUACUUUUGAAAAUAUUUCCCAGAAUACAAUAGAUUUUCAAAUGGCCAGUUGGUAUUGUCUCAUAUGAACACUUGAAUAUUCUAGCCACAAUAAUGAAUCAGUCAACCCAACCAUUUGUUGAAGGUGCUAACCAAUCUACUAAACCCCAUUGUUUCACUGGCAAUACAAACUAUAUGCAACAUAUUCAUGUGUUAAAAUUAAAAGAACAUUGACAACAUUUGUAGAUUUCACAAAUUUCAAAACAAAUUUGUGUCUAGAUUACAGACUUUAAAAGUUGAAUCAAAAGGAUUAUGUCAUAAAUAAGAUACUGUUACCAUGGUUACAUAUUCAAUAUCAGCAUUAUUUGCAAAGUUGUUCAUUACACAUGUAUUGGAAAGUAGGUGAUUAUAAAUUUGUAUCUUCAAACGGAAAAUUAUUUAAAUAUCUUUUAGUGGGAAAGUGUAUUUAUCAUUCCAAAUGAUAUGAUUAGAAAAAGGGGUGUAUUAUUUUCUGCCAGAACAUGAAAGAUUAGAUUCUUAUGAAUUGAAACCUGGUGAAAGGGGAAAUUACUUAUGAUUUAAUGUAAGCAUAUAAGUUGCUGUAAACAUAACUUUUUUUGUAACUUUUUUUUGUAAACAAUUAUUUUCACAAUUUAUUUAAGGGACUUUCUUGUGUAAAAAGAAACAUAAUUAUAGAGGGUCAUGGAUGUGUCUAACUUGGAUCUUCUGUCCAAUGAACACAUCAGAAGAGUAAGAAAAUCUUGUAAAUAAACCACCAGCAAGUCUUCUAUAAAAGGCUUUGGGCGAAAAAAUUAUCUGUGAAAAUAAGUUGGUUUACAAUAAAUGUAAGAUAAAUUUGGAGUUGUCUUUCUUUGUGCAAAAUAUAGGGUAAUUUUAAAUUUGGUUGAAUAAGAAUUUUUGAUAUAGUAAUAAAUAUAAUGUUUUGAAUGCAAAAUAUCUUAAAUUCUCUAUACUUUUUUAUAUUAAAAUUUUCAUUAGAUAUUUGUAUGAGGUUGAUUAUUAAAGGUUACAUUAUUCAAAAUGAAAUUAAUCAGAUUCAUUACUUACAAAUCAUGUUUAAUCAGCUUUUAGCAUAAAUGAAAUAAGAUUUUUCAUUCUCGUUUCUAACAGAACAAUAAAUGAUCUACAAACCACAUUAUGUAAUCCAGAAGUAUUUAGUAAAAUAUCAACUAAGACGAUUUCCUAUGAUGUAAAAGAACAAGUCAUACCAUACUAGUGAGAAGAAACUCUGAAUAAAAAAAUAAUGUGGAAAUUUAUGUAAAUUUUAGCAUUUGUUAUUGCAAUGUAAUGUUAAUACAAAAAAGCUCUUCGGAAGCACAAAAAUUAUAAAGUGUUAUUUAUAAAUUAUUAAUAUUUGACUUUUUGAACAGCUCAGUUGAAUAUUAUAUAAGAUACAAUUGCUUGCUUUAUUUCUUCUGUUUGACAAACCUCUAAAAUCUAAGUCUAAAUAAAGAAACCAUUUACGCUUCAAAAAUAACCAUCCUGGAAUCAGAGCAACUGGACAUGCAGUAAUUUCACAGUAGUUUGUGUUGCCUUUGCCGGUGAGAAGUUAACAAAUUUUUUAAGUAGCAUUCAGAUCUGAAUUAAAAUGUGAUAAUUUAAUUGAAUCCAUGAUAAUAUAUAUCCCCAUGAGUAUUGAGUGUGUUUCCUAUAUACUGAAAUAUAUUAAAUAUAUUAGUGAAUUGUUAUGGUCAGUCCAGUAACCUUAUGUUACCUUGUUUUACUGAUAUGGUAUAACCUUUCUUUAAUGUGGCACAUACCAUUAUUGUUUGUAGGGAAGGUGUUGAUGUAUGAGAUGCAUCUUAUUAUUUGUUUAUAUGAGAUAUCUUUUUGAGAAUAUGUAUACAUUUAAUUUUGCAAUUUAUUGUUUUAUGUAUAUAUAACUAUUGUGUACAUAUUCUGAAGAUAAGAUAUUGAAUAAAUAUAUAUAUUUAC